Molecule: messenger RNA, 675 nt
Organism: Pyricularia pennisetigena
Lineage: Eukaryota; Fungi; Ascomycota; Sordariomycetes; Magnaporthales; Pyriculariaceae
Exons: 1
Coding region: 1-675 (224 amino acids)
Source: RefSeq, a predicted model, not a curated record
AUGACCGUCAUAGCAAACACCAACGGUGCGACGGCGACCUCGAAACGUUUCGAGCUCCCCGCGCUCAACUUCAAGUUUGCUCCUCUGACUGACGGCACCAACAUCCCACCACCUCUGCCGUCUCCAAUUGAGGAGACGCCGCUGCCAGUCGCCGCCGCUCGCGCAGAGACACCAGACACUUCGACAACUAUCAACGACGCAGCAGACCAGAAGGAGGAACAGCAACCGACUUCGACCAGCAAGGCCGGCACCAAACGGCCAGCCGAGUCACCCAUAUCUCCCGUGUCGCCUACCAACUCUGCUCGCCCCGGCAGCAUCCGCCGCCUCUUUAGCAGGAAUCUCCUCAGCCAGUCGUAUGCAGAGAGCGAGGCGGGCGAACCGGACAGCCCCGGCCUGAGGCGGCCGCAAAGCCAGGCGAGCUUCCUUACCGACAAGAGGCCCAAGCGAUCGAGCGGCUGGUUCAGGCGGUUAAGAGGAGGCAGCAGCGGCGAUGGCACGGCAGACGCGGCCGCUGCCAAGCGCGCAACCAUAGGCAGCUACGAGGACAUUGUUGGCACGAGGAAGACUAGUGGGCCGCCGCCGCCCAUGAUACCCGAGUUGAGCGACCUUGAGGCCAAGGUCGGCCUGGACAAUGGCAGCAGUCUUGGGAAUGAUAUGUUUAAACAUAUCAAAUAA